CCCAACGUUGCUGGAUCAUCAUUUUCAAAAUAUUUCGUAUGCAUCUCUAUCGCAAUGCGAAAUGGAAUACGACAAGGUAAACAGUCAAAAUUUGGAAAACAGCGACUGUGGGCCACAAUGGGUUACGGCAUUGCAGCAUGUUUAUCCGGAUAUAUGGUGGACUUAUGGUCACAAGACGAAAUCCAUAAAAAUUACACCCCAAUGCUUAUUCUCGUGCUCAUAUUUAUUUGCGUCGAUUUCAUCUGCUGUAUAAAAUUGCAGAUACCACUUGAAAAAGGAUCGGCAACCAUAUUGAAGGAUGUAUUUACACUUUUGAAAUCAAAAUCUAUUAUUAUAUUUUUGUGUUUUGUUGCUUUUGCCGGUAUCCAAUAUACUAUCAAGCGUAACUUUUUGUUGUGGUAUCUAGAAGAUCUCGCUAUCGCGACCGGUUAUAUGAAUAAAGUUAAAUUGAUAGAAGGAUUAGUCAUAGCAGCGGAAACUUUCGGUGGCGAAGUAUUAUUCCUCUUCUUUUCUGGCAAAAUACUGCAGAAGUUUGGAUAUGGUUACACUUUUAUAUUCUGUUUUGUAUGUUCCUCACUUCGGCUGGCAUUAGUAUCUCUAUCUCCAACGCCAUGGUGGAUAGUGCCGAUAGAAUUAAUCCUGCAAGGACCAUCGUAUGCCCUUUGCUUAGCAACAAUAAUAGCAUACAUGAACGUAGUAACACCACCCGGUGCUUCAGCUACUGUUCAAGCACUUGCUCAAGGCAUAUAUGACGGUUUCGGAAUGUCGGUUGGCAGUUUGACAGGUGGUAUCUUGUAUAAGACAUUUGGCGGUACAAUAACUAUGAGAAUAUUUUCAGUAUUUGCAGCACUUUCUGCAUUAACAUAUUUUAUUCUUUAUAUUUUAUACAUAAAGCAUAAAACACCAGAUUCGCGCAACAAUGUUGAAUGGGAAACACCGGAUGAUGCGCAUAGACACUGUGUAGUAGCAGAAACAUGACAUGAAUCUUCUUACUCUUCUUUAUAUAAUAAGAGAAAUUAUAAUACGAUAUUUUUAUGUAAAUUACGAUAAAUCGCUAUAAUUAGUCAUGUUUCUACAUAAUACAAUUUUGUUACAAAUAUUAU
Molecule: messenger RNA, 1103 nt
Organism: Temnothorax curvispinosus
Lineage: Eukaryota; Metazoa; Arthropoda; Insecta; Hymenoptera; Formicidae
Exons: 7
Coding region: 55-978 (307 amino acids)
Cellular component (GO): membrane
Source: RefSeq, a predicted model, not a curated record